Astyanax mexicanus (Mexican tetra) is the source of this 1078-nucleotide messenger RNA. RefSeq names its product pancreas/duodenum homeobox protein 1-like. The coding region runs from base 16 to 669 and encodes 217 amino acids. Gene Ontology annotation, molecular function: RNA polymerase II cis-regulatory region sequence-specific DNA binding; DNA-binding transcription factor activity, RNA polymerase II-specific. Lineage: Eukaryota; Metazoa; Chordata; Actinopteri; Characiformes; Acestrorhamphidae. The record is from RefSeq and is a predicted model, not a curated record. Gene Ontology annotation, biological process: regulation of transcription by RNA polymerase II. The transcript is spliced from 2 exons. Gene Ontology annotation, cellular component: nucleus.
AGCCGCACGCGCGCGAUGGACUCUCUGGAUGUGUUCUACAGUGGAGACUACGACCCGCACGCUUCAGUUCCCUACGAGCGCGAGCCGCCCGCGUGUCGCUUCUCUCGCGCUGCUGAGUCGCACGCGCUGUAUCCCGACCCCCAGUACCAAGCGCUCCACCUCCAGCACACACAGCCUGCCGAGUACUCACCCUGCGACCUGCCGGCCUGCCAGCACGCGGGAGGAGAGCAGGACCACCAGCUCGGCUUGGGGUCUCCUGAGAAAGGACCAGAGGGUGAAGAGUAUCCGCCGGUAACCGAGCAGAGCCGGGGAGGGGAGGAGGGAACAGGACACGCAGCCUUUCCAUGGAUGAGAGCGCUGAGAACACAGGCCUGCCAAGCACCUGUUACAGGUUACUUCUGUGAAGACUCGGAGGAGCAUAAGCGCAGCCGGACAGCAUAUAGCAGAGCGCAGCUGCUGGAGCUGGAAAAGGAGUUCCUCUUCAACAGGUACAUCUCCAGACCGCGCAGGUAUGAACUGGCCACCAGUCUCAAUCUCACCGAGCGCCACAUCAAGAUCUGGUUCCAGAACAGAAGGAUGAAGUGGAAAAAAGAGGAGGCGAAGAAGCGUGGAAGUAAAGAAAGUAAAGAGUGCAAAGAGCACCAUGUGGACUGCACCAGCACCACAUGAGCGAAGAGACUGGAAUGGACAGGUGAUGGCCUUUAUCACACCUGCCCACUGUGGAUGUUAGGAAGGCCUGGACAAGAAGCAUUUCAUAAACACUGCACUUGGUAAAGGGUGGUAAAAGGCAUUAUAAUAACGUUAUUAUUAAAAUACUAUAUGUAAUGCAUGACUUCACGUCAGAAGGCCUACAUGUUAAAUUUGCAAGCUAAAAUAUACUAAAAACAAAAAUGUGUUUGAAUAAAAUAUUUCAAAGCUCUAAGCUUACAUAUAAGUUAUUUGGGAGUUUGUAUAGAAAUAUUUGAUGGAACUGUGUAAAAAAAGAUUAUUGUACAUGUAUAAGGUUUACACUGACUUUUUAUAGUGCUGGUAACAGUUAUUGGACAAUGUUUUUGUUGGGUCGAAUUGUAAUAUGUAA